Messenger RNA from Choloepus didactylus (southern two-toed sloth), 420 nucleotides. It is a transcript of the gene FAM237B, whose product is annotated as family with sequence similarity 237 member B. The transcript has a single exon. NCBI's taxonomy places the organism in Eukaryota, Metazoa, Chordata, Mammalia, Pilosa, Megalonychidae. The coding region runs from base 1 to 420 and encodes 139 amino acids. The record is from RefSeq and is a predicted model, not a curated record.
AUGGGUUCUGCCACAAGAAGAUGCUUCUACCUUCUACUGGGCUGCAUGAUUUUGAUCAAUCUGGUUAAUGCUGAUUUUGAAUUUCAAAAGGGAGUGCUUGCCAGCGUCAGCCCUGGGAUCUCUGAAGACAUUGAUCUCCAGUGUUGGAAUGCAUGCUCUUUGACAUUGAUAGAGCUCAAGGAAAUCAAGAUAGAGCACAAUGUGGACGCUUUCUGGAAUUUCAUGUUGUUCUUGCAAAAAUCCCAGUGGCCCAGACAUUAUAAUGUGUUCUUAAACAUAGCUCAGGAUUUCUGGGACAUGUAUGUAGACUGUUUGCUUUCAAGAUCUCAUGGAAUGGGCAGAAGACAGGUGAUGCCCUCCAAGUAUAAUUUCCCACAGAAGAUAACAGGAGGUAAUCUAAUUAUAUACUUAAAAGAAUAG